This is a messenger RNA of Lecanosticta acicola, 2224 nucleotides long. The record is from the annotation of a GenBank genome assembly. Lineage: Eukaryota; Fungi; Ascomycota; Dothideomycetes; Mycosphaerellales; Mycosphaerellaceae.
AUGCCUUCCGCUCCCACUGCCACCGCCACCGCCACCGCCACCGCCAAGCACGGCCAUCCCAAAGUCGCCCUCGACGACAUUGACCUGGAGAAGCACUCCUCUACCGGCAAUCUCUUCCUCAACCACGACGUCACCAGCCUGGCAUGGCGCGACCUCACCGUCACCGUAUCCGACCGUCACACGCGAGAGGCUCGCAAUAUCCUUCACAGGUCUUCGGGGAUCGUGAGGCCUGGGCAGGUGCUCGCUCUCAUGGGACCUUCCGGAUCUGGCAAGUCCACUCUGCUCAACACCCUCGCCCAGCGCGCCAAGGCCAACGCGGGCGCCGUCCUAGUCAAUGGAAAGGAGAUCCCACUCGCCGCCCAUCGAGUCCUCAGCGCUUUCGUUGAACAGGAGGAUACUCUCAUCGGCGCCCUGACGGUCGAGGAGACCCUCGACUUCGCUGCACGCUUGGCUCUCGCGGGGUGAGUACGCACGUCGGAAGCCCAAGGAUGAAUCACAUGCUGACUCCCAUCCCAGUCGUAUUACCCGACAUGAGUCUCGCACUCGUGUCGCGCAGCUCAUCGACGCCUUCGGUCUCACCGCCCAGGCAAACACUCUCAUUGGCACUCCCAUCCAGAAGGGCAUUUCAGGUGGCCAGAAGCGCCGAGUCAGCGUCGCCACCCAGCUCAUCACCGGCCCGCGCAUCCUCUACCUCGACGAACCCACGAGCGGCCUGGAUUCGACCGCCUCCUUCGAGGUCAUGUCCUUCAUUCGUAGCGUUGCACGGAGGAACAACGUAAGUCCGACCUCUCCAUCGACCGCGGGCCGCACCCCUUUUCUAACCAACUCGUACCGUACAGUUGAUCGUGAUUGCCAGCAUCCACCAGCCCUCCACAAAGACUCUCGAGCUCUUCUCCAAGGUGCUGCUGCUUUCCAAAGGCGAGACUUGCUACUUCGGCUCGGUUGCGGACGUGUCCCAAUACUUCCGUGGUAUCGAAAUGCCCAUCCCGGACCUCACCAACCCUGCCGAGCACAUGCUGGAUCUCACCAAUGCCGACUUCAACUCCGCUGACGGUCCCUCCAGACUGCAGCACAUCUACGAAGAGUGGCAGAGCUCGGAGCGUGCUACGGAUCUCCAAGAGCAGCUGAAUGCGCUGGACGGCCCCGAAUUGCAAUUACGCGGCGAAAUGUGCUCUCCCAUGAAGCCCGUCAAGCACUCCAACCUGAUCUCUCAGGUCAUCACGCUGCUUCAUCGAUCCUUCAUCAAGAGCAACCGAGACUACCUCGCCUACUGGGUGCGGCUCGCCAUGUACAUGGGUCUCUCCAUCAUGAUGGGCACCGUGUGGCUUCGCCUCUCCGAUGCUCAGAAGAACAUCCAGCCAUUCAUCAACGCUAUUGUGAGUCGAAUGUGGAGCUUACGAAGAUGCACACACACUGAUACUGCUUAGUUCUUCGGCUCCGCAUUCAUGUCCUUCAUGGCCGUCGCCUACGUUCCAGCCUUCCUCGAGGACCGUGCCACGUUCGUCAAGGAGCGCGCCAACGGUCUUUACGGGCCAACCGCAUUCAUGAUCUCCAACUUCAUCAUUGGUCUUCCUUACCUAUGUAAGUCCGCUGACGCAACACGCGGCCGGUCUUGAAACCGCUGACCUCCUUUUCAAAGUCAUCUUUGCAGUACUAUUCUCGGUGUUCUCAUACUGGAUGAUCAAUCUGCGCUCGGACGGAAGCACUUUCAUGAAGUGGGUCAUGUGGCUCUUCCUCGACCUGCUCGCCGCGGAGUCGCUCGUUGUCUUCAUGUCCUCAAUCUUCCCGAACUUCGUCAUUGCGCUCGCGCUGAUCGCUUUCGCAAACGGGUAAGCAAUCCCACCCGGAAAGCGAAGAGACUUGUACUGACAAUGGCAAUAGACUCUGGAUGAGUGUCGGCGGCUUCUUGGUUGCAAUGCCCAUUCUUAACCCAUUCUACAAGUACGUCUUUCACUACAUCGACUACCAGGCCUACGUCUUCCAAGGCAUGAUGGUCAACGAGUUCAAGGCCCGCGACUACCGCUGCGCGUCUACUGGAUCCGGAUCCUGCUACUGCAGCUUUCCCAGCUCUACGACGGAUCCCUGCAAGAUCGAGGGCACUUCGGUCCUCUCGACCUACGGCUACCCGCUCGGCAGAGAGGGCAAGUGGGUUGGCAUCAUGAUCGGCAUCAUUGCGGUCUACCGUCUGUUCGGAUGGGGCGUCAAUUGGUACCGCAAGACAUAG